AUGACGUUAUCGCAUUUCUUUAUACUCUCAUGUACGGGAGACACACUUUUAUCCCGUAGUCUGCGUGGAGAGUCAAAUAAAGGAACUCCAGAAAAGUUUUAUAAAGUUGUGAGAGAAAGAGGAAAUGAAUUGGCUCCAGUAUUCCACCAAGAUGGCGUUCUCUACUUUUACAUACGCCGUUCCGGGCUGUUUUUUGUGGUUACUACCGUAUUUGAAAUGCCUCCGAGUUACGUACUUGAGAUCUUACAACGCAUAACAAACGCUCUCAAGGACUUUUGCGGCUCGCUGAAUGAGGAGUCCCUCCGCCGUAACUUUGCUCUGGCCUACGAAAUUAUAGAUGAGAUGCUUGAUUUUGGCUAUCAACAAUGUAUGGAUACCUCUCAGUUGAAACAAAAGGUCUAUAACUUUGCAGUGGCUUCCAAGAAACAGUUACAUGUGCGUGAUCGGCUACAAGGUGCAAGAAGCAUACCAAAGACGGUUCCAAGUGCUGUAUCACAACGUCCUUUGGCUAGCCCUGGAGCUCAAAAGAACGAGAUAUUUGUAGACGUAUUGGAAAAAAUGUCCGUGGUUCUUGGAUCUGAAUCGCAAUAUCGUAAUGCUGUAAUUGAGGGUCAAAUACAUGUCAAAUCGUUCUUGUAUGGAUCACCUCAAAUAAAGCUAGCAUUAAAUGAGGAUCUUAUAAUAAACAACAGACGUGGCAAACCUCCGGGAGUGCCAGUUCUGGACUUUUGUAGCUUCCACCAAUCAGUAGAUUCCUCAGAAUUUGAACAAACAAGGAUACUAACAUUCUAUCCUACUGAUGGUGAAUUUACAGCAAUGAGCUACAAAGUACUUGGAAAUAUUUUUUUACCAUUUAAAAUAUCGCCAACUAUAGAUAUUCAGCCAAACAAGACAAAUUUUACAAUAAUUGUAACAUCGGCGCUUCCGGGAACAAAUAGUGCAUUUUUCAACAUAACUUGUCCACUACCAAGGAGCACAAGUGGCGUGGAGAUAUUAUUACAACCAAAUACAAUUCCUCAGAGCGCUGAAUACAAGGCUGAAGAAAACUGUCUAACAUGGAAUGUCAAAAGAAUCCAAGGCUCAUCCGAGGUCGUACUACGCUGCUCAAUGAAAUGCACCGGAUCAAAAAAGGAAUUUGGACCAAUUAAUCUUAAUUUUGAAGCACCGCUCUACAGCGCCUCUAACGUUAAGGUACGAUACUUGAGAAUUAUACAAGGCCAAGGGUUUGGAACAUCAUAUCGUUGGGUAAGAUAUGUCACGUCCUCAAAUUCCUACGUUUAUCGCUUUUAACGACUAAAAUAUUCAUUGCUUGAAUAUACUCUUUUCCCAGUUCAAGAUU
Messenger RNA from Theileria equi strain WA, 1339 nucleotides. Its product is annotated as clathrin coat associated protein ap-50, putative. Lineage: Eukaryota; Apicomplexa; Aconoidasida; Piroplasmida; Theileriidae. The transcript has 7 exons. Gene Ontology annotation, biological process: Golgi to lysosome transport; protein targeting. The coding region runs from base 1 to 1290 and encodes 429 amino acids. The record is from RefSeq and is a predicted model, not a curated record. Gene Ontology annotation, cellular component: trans-Golgi network; clathrin adaptor complex; cytoplasmic vesicle.